Molecule: messenger RNA, 1842 nt
Organism: Naegleria fowleri
Lineage: Eukaryota; Heterolobosea; Eutetramitea; Acrasida; Naegleriidae
Exons: 1
Coding region: 1-1842 (613 amino acids)
Source: RefSeq, a predicted model, not a curated record
AUGGCAAUCCAAGAAUCACACAUUAACAACUCACAAUACACACGCACUUUUCACCAAAACCUCUAUCGAUAUUAUUCUUUUCUCAACAAUAAUAAUUCUCAUGAUGGAACUUUUGUCCUUACCCAUCAACGUCACAAAAAGAAAUCUAUUCAUCAAAUCCUUAUUCCAGGACGUCUCCAACUAUGCACCAUCCACAUCGGUGGAUGCUUAUUGAAUAUAUUUAAUAUUUAUAACUACUCUGGAAACAGAAAUGAAGAAGAAGAAAAUAUUUUACUCGAGAAAUUAUCUGAAACCCUAUCAACCCUAAAUCACCAACCAAUAAUAGUGAUUGGUGACAUGAAUUUUAGUUCAGAAGGAAAUGCUUACAAAGACACCAAGUGGAAAACAUUUAUGGACCAACAUAACCUAAAAGAAAGUGAAACAAUAAUUCCAUCCUACAUCAGAAAAUACACAUCACAAAACAAAAUAUUAGAAACAAUCUCAAGACCUGACCACCUAUUCCACUCGAGUCACAUUGAAAUAGAAUAUGAACAAGCUUUACCACUCGUCACAACAAAUGACCACAUACCAAUCAUGUUCAAAUUUAAAUUAUUAAUUCCAACAACCUGGAAACGAAUAAUCAGCGAUGAGCAAAGUGUUGCAAAAAAACUCGAAGAAAUUUUGAAAUCUCUUCCCGUCAACAACAGUGAAUUGAAAAAACUCAAUCAUGAGAUCAAGAACCAAUCUCAUAAACCACAUCCUAUUAAGGGAUUUAAGGAAUCUGAAAUCAUUACCAAUUUGAAACAACAGCUCCAUAAUCUCCAUGAACAAAAAUUAUCCGAAACAACCCAAGAUGAAUCCACUAUCAAAAGAUCUAUAAAGGAAACAAAGAAGAAACUCAAAGAACAAUAUAACCUUGAAUUUGCGGAAUAUAGAAAAAAGUUCAUAGAUUCCAUUAAUAACAAACACACCAAAGGAAUCCACAACUUCGAUCACCAUCUCAAAUACAAGGAAAUUGAUUGGAAUUCAACCAAAAUAACAAAAGAAGGAGCUGUGAACUACUUUAAAAACAAAUUCACCUCAAAACUAGAUGACAAAACAGAAAUUAAAUUUAAACCAGGUGAAUCAACAGUUAAAGAAGGACCGUCCAACAUUACAAUAACUAAAGAAGAUGUUACGGACGCGUUGAAAAGAAUGAAAUCAACAACACAAGGGGUAGAUUUCACAACAAAACAGAUAUUUGAAAAUAUCAAUCCCAAUAAUUUAGCAUCAGCAUUUAAUGACAUGAUCCAAAAUCAAGACAUCCCAAAAUGCUGGAAACAAGGAUGGGUUAAAUUAAUCGGAAAAAAAGAUAUAAUCACAGACUACAAAGAUCUAAGACCAGUCAUAAUCAUGAAUAUUGGAUAUAGACUCCUAUUCAACAUUAUAACAUUCAAACUUAAAGAUUGGGCCGAAUCAAAUAUCAACAUUAGACAACAAGCAUUCACCCAAAAUCGAGAAACAACAAAUCACUGCAUCCUCAUACAAGCCCUCAUUAACAAAUUCAAAAAGAAAGGAUUCAUUCUAACCAAUAUAGAUAUUGCUGCUGCAUAUGAUUCCAUUGAACUCAAAAUCAUUGACAUGGCGCUCACCCACUGCAAAUUCCCCCAAGAACUUAAAAACUUCAUCAUUAAUGCUUACUCAAAUCAUCAAAUCCAAAUAGAAUGGAAUCAUACACUAUCAGAAAAAUUCACCAAGACAAGAGGAAUCCCACAAGGAUGUCCUCUAGCUCCUCUAAUCUAUAACUGCAUCUCCCAAAUGAUUAUUGAUAAAAUUAUUGAAAGAGAAAAAACUCCCAAUCACUCCACAAGAUCUAGACAUUGA